Molecule: messenger RNA, 141 nt
Organism: Racocetra persica
Lineage: Eukaryota; Fungi; Glomeromycota; Glomeromycetes; Diversisporales; Gigasporaceae
Source: the annotation of a GenBank genome assembly
GCAGAAAAGAAUCUCUCUCCUAGUGAUAAGAAAGGAGAUAAACAGAAAAAUCUAACCCAAGCUCUAUUUGACUAUGUGGUAGAAGAAGCUGAAACACCAGUUGUUUCAAUAUCUGGGACUUCCGAAACUUCUAAGAAAUAA